AGUCAUUGGCGCGAGGGCAGGAGAAGGAGCGGGGGCGGAGGAAUUGUUUGAGCCCCCCGUCUCCGUCCCCUCUCGCCGUCGACCCCCGGCCCGGCCCAGGCGAAGGCGUCUCGUCUUCCUCGCCGGAGUGGAACCGUUCCACUAGGAAAUUCGCUCGGUUUUGUGGCGUUUGGUGCCAUUCCGGAAUAUUGCGUGAUAAGAGCUAAUCGAGCCUGUUUGGUCGGGGCGGAGAUGGACGAGAAGGCGAAGAUGGAGAGAAAGCUGUCCUCGGCGGCGGCGUUCGUGGAGGGAGGCGUGCAGGACGCCUGCGACGACGCCUGCAGCAUCUGCCUCGAGGCCUUCUGCGACAGCAACCCCUCCACGGUGACGAGUUGCAAGCAUGGGUACCACCUCCAGUGCAUUCUUGAAUGGUGCCAGAGAAGCUCCCAAUGUCCCAUGUGUUGGCAGCCUAUCAGCAUGAAAGAUCCUAUGAGCCAAGAGCUACUGGAGGCUGUUGAACAAGAGAGGAACAUGCAAGCUAAUCGUUCACAUACUACUACUGUUUUCCAUCAUCCGAUGCUGGGUGAUUUUGAGAUUCCUGUAGGAGCGGAUGAUGUGGAACUUGAAGAACGCAUUAUACAGCACUUGGCUGCCGCAGCUGCAAUGCGAAGGUCUCACCAUCAUCAUAGAAGAGAUGGGCACCACAGCAGAUCAGGAGCAAAUAGUCGCCCGCAAAUUCUGGUGCUUUCGACCGACGAGAUUACUCGUGAUGGCUCCAUGCACACAAGCUCAGGCCAAGAAGGGGAUUAUGAACAGUCCCCUGCUGUAGUUUCUGCUCGUCCUUUAGCUACUCUUGUUGAACAAGAACGCACAAAUCGAGGUCUAGAGGGUGCUAUCAAUCUUUCUCUCGAUUGUCCUGCUGAUAGUACUGGUAGAUCAAACAAUAGGAUUCAAUCUACACCUAUUGAUCAAGAUAGAGCAGGACCAUCCGAUUUACAGUCGUUCUCGGACAUACUGAGAUCUCGUCUCCAGUCAGCUUCAAUGAAGUACAAGGAUUCUAUAACCAAGAGUACAAGCGGAUGGAGGGAAAGGUGGUUUUCUCGGAGUAACACCAUAUCGGAUCUCGGUUCUGAAGUAAGGAGGGAGGUGAACGCUGGGAUUGCUGCAGUAUCUCGCAUGAUGGAACGGCUCGAAACAAGGGACGGAACGGGACCUUCUGCUACCUCUGCAUCAGGAUCUGGUUCUCAGUGAGCCACUCCAUGUCCUUGGAAGAACCAAUUCAAUUGUAAAGACAGGUCCCAAGAGGAACACCAUCUGUUGAGAGCGCCUGAGAUCCAGCGAUGCCUCAUGAUCUCUGUUAGGUCGAUGAUUCAGAAGUUUGCUGAAGCUCUUGCGUCCAGAUCACGGGAAGGAACAACACAUGCGCUUCCGCACGAAUAUCUACACAUUUUUACCUUGUGUAAUACUUGCAAGGAUGUAAUGAGAUGGCUGUAACUAAAACAAUACGACUGUUGGUGCUGCAGCUCAUGUUCAUAUCCAUAUAAACAUGCUGUGCCAAGGGAUCAUUUCUAGUGGUAUUAUAAUGUGGUUCGAUAACCUUGACCAUGAGAGGUGCACGUACUGAAA
Molecule: messenger RNA, 1605 nt
Organism: Phragmites australis (common reed)
Lineage: Eukaryota; Viridiplantae; Streptophyta; Magnoliopsida; Poales; Poaceae
Product: E3 ubiquitin-protein ligase RHF2A-like
Exons: 9
Coding region: 232-1230 (332 amino acids)
Molecular function (GO): ubiquitin-protein transferase activity
Source: RefSeq, a predicted model, not a curated record